Paracoccidioides brasiliensis Pb18 is the source of this 693-nucleotide messenger RNA. RefSeq lists its product as uncharacterized. Gene Ontology annotation, molecular function: transcription coactivator activity. The transcript has 3 exons. Gene Ontology annotation, biological process: transcription by RNA polymerase II. The record is from RefSeq and is a predicted model, not a curated record. Gene Ontology annotation, cellular component: nucleus. Bases 1 to 693 code for a protein of 230 amino acids.
AUGGCGGGGAAAAAGGGCGGCGAAAACGCCAAAAAGGCCGCGGGUAAUGCUCGAAAAGCCGACGCCGCUGCUCAGAAACAAGCAGCUUUAGAUGCCAAGAAAGCUGAGGAGGAAGAUCGGGAGUGGUCAAAAGGAUCAAAGUCGAAUGCAAAGAAAGACCAAACGGAAGCAAAGAAAGCAGAAGCAGCCCGUAAAAAGGCAGAGCGUGAAGCCCUGCUCGCCGCCGAAGAAGCCUCCCUACCCUCCAAACCCAAAGGCGCUGGUGUCAAAUCCGCCAAAAAGCACGCCGCACCCAGUCGCGGCACCCUUGACCUCUCCCAGCUCGAUGAUGAGAAAAUGGCCAGCUAUAAAAAGGCCGCUCCUGCAAUCAACGCCACGGGUAUCGACAAUGCACUUGAUGCCCUAUCGCUGACCACCAGCACGGCUGAUGCGACCAAAAUCGACCGCCAUCCUGAGAGGAGAUUCAAAGCUGCAUACGCAGCCUUUGAGGCACGCAGGCUGCCAGAAAUCGAACAGGAGCAGCCUGGUUUGCGGAGGCAGCAGCGAAUUGAAAUUGUGCGUAAGGAGUUUGAGAAGAGUGAGGAGAAUCCGUUUAAUCAAGUUAACGUUGCAUAUGAUGCCACCAAGGAGGAGGUGAAGGCUGUUAAAGAAGCGGAGAGGCGGAAUAUUGAGGGGCGCUUGACGGCGAGGUAA